Moneuplotes crassus is the source of this 1719-nucleotide messenger RNA. Lineage: Eukaryota; Ciliophora; Spirotrichea; Euplotida; Euplotidae. The record is from the annotation of a GenBank genome assembly.
UGUAACUCAAUUUUUAACGGAGUUGAUAACAAAUAAGCCUCCUACACUGACUGUAAAAAGCCAUGAUAGGGUGAUCAGGUACAUGAUUCAGAGGUAAGGCCUUAGAAAAAACUUGAGGCAACAAUUCUUUAAAUAAUCAUGGACAUGGUCAUUGGAAACAACAAGAAAAUGAAUAUGCUAGUAAAAUAUUGAGAAGGAAAAGCUACAAAGAAGGAAAGGAAAAAUCCUGAGUUUGUUGAUCCAUUGGCUGAACUUGAGAAUAUCCCUAGGUUUCCCACUAUGGUUUUAGAUAACCGUGGGUUCUCUGAGUCAUAUGGCUAUAAAGACUACACUGAGACAAGGAUCGCUAAUGUGGAAGACACUAAAAUGAGUCAGGAGUAUACAAGAGACACAAUAAACUUCUUAUUUAACUUGGUUGAUGGCUACCUCUACAAAACUUUGGAUCAUCAGGAUGCAAUUUAUUAUAUUCCAUUGAUGGAAUAUUUAUUUGGAUAUGAACAACAAGUCUAGUCAUGUGCCUUUACACUCAUGCCGAGAGAAUUUAUCACAACAAUGACCAUAACUCUGAGUGUAUCGACUUCCUUAAAAUCCCAUGAAAAGUACAAAGCUUUAAUCAAAGAAAAACUGAGACAUCACUUUUUGACACUAAAAAAUUUAAUCGUGGAUGAGCUUAAAAACCCGAUAGAAAUUACUUCUAAGAAAAUUGAUAUUGUUAGAACUACUGUGAUGCCAGAUAGGUAAGAUAUCUCAAACAGUAUUUAAUUAUAAAUAUCCAGAAAUCUUCUAUAAGCUUGCACUAUAAAACACUUGAAAUUAUAUGAGAAACUCUGGAAAGAUUAUAUUUAAGCUUUAAGAUUAGUUUUCAAGCUUCCUUAAUUGCUUACUCAAAGUCGAUUAGAUUUUUAUCAAAUUUUUUGGCCGUCAAUUCAAAUUUUAUAGAGUUGGACCCUGGAUUGACUAAAUACAUUAGUCCAAAAUGCUGGGCUAGACUGGUUGAUCACUUCUUCAAUCAUGAAGCAGUUGGCCAAAAAGUGAGUCGGAUAAAGCUUUCGUACAUAUUCUAAAUCUUAUUCGACUCCAGAUUUGUGUCUGUCUCAACCAAGAAUUAUGACAAUUCUCUAAUCACUAAGCUAAUGAACUUAGUCUACAGUCAGAAUAUUCUGGAAAACAUUGUUCUUAUCUUUGAAGCAAAGUGAAACAAGUACAUUUACGAAUGUGCUUUAGGUUCUUCAUGAAUCAUCUAUAGCCAAAAAUAUCCCUGUGUAAUGAACUCUACUCUUACUGUUGCUCCUUUGUCAAAGUUCUCUAUCCGAUUGGAACGAAAUACGGAGUAGACAGCGAUGAUGGACAGGAGGAAAUAAACCAGCUUGCUGCUCAGCUCAAAUUGGCAGAAGAUCCUCCAAUAUAUUGAGAACUUAGGCAUCACAAAAGCCUUUGACGAAUCUAUGAUCGAGACCAAUAGCGAGGAUCUUGAAGAAAUGCUUGAUAAUGAACUCGACCAAAGCUCUAAACACUGGGAAAAGAUCGAAACUUUUAGCAACCAAGUCAUCACAGAGCAGCACAAAAUCAGCAAGAUUUUGGCAAGAUCGAUAGUAUCAAAAACUUCAUGGCUGGCUCAGGCCAAGGCGACUCUUUUGGAAGCGAUCAUGGGCUCGAUGAUAUUAAUGAGGCAAGUGUUAAUAGUGUGGAGCAAUCAAAAGAGAAGAAUGAAAGCUCUGG